Messenger RNA from Paramuricea clavata, 4708 nucleotides. NCBI's taxonomy places the organism in Eukaryota, Metazoa, Cnidaria, Anthozoa, Malacalcyonacea, Plexauridae. The record is from the annotation of a GenBank genome assembly.
AUGGCAAGACAUAACUUUUCAGACAUGUUUUAUUCGACAAUGAUAGGAGACACUUCGUUCAGUGUUCUGAAGAGAUAUGAGAAUCUACAGCCAAUUGGUUCUGGGGCUCAAGGAAUGGUUUGGUAAGCUACUCACAUACGGAAACUUAUACUAACUUGCUAAAAUAUUGAAUGUUUAUUCCGCAAUAUUAUAAAUAUAAAUAACUACGAUCUGUAGUCCUAAAGUGUUUAAUACGACAACUGGAAAAUGUCUGUCAAUAAAGCUGACAUUUUGGACAAAUUUAACGGGAAAUAAAAUUAUGAUCAGUCUUUAAUAUAUCAAUAAAAUAAACUAGAAUUUAACCAUUUAUCAUUGCUUUAUAGUUUUACAAAGAAAUUUGUGGAAUUUGUGUAUUUUUUCCCCCAAAUUGAUAGCUUUGGGCUUAUCUGCUGAUUGUGUCAUAUCUGACUGCCUAUCUAAACGGAUACAGGAAUUUGUUUUGCAUUUUUAAACGGGUAGAGACGCUAACUUUAGCGUUCAAAUAUAUUUUUAGUAUCUCAUUCUUAAAAGCUAGUAAAAUUAGCCAGACAUCUCUUUGUCUCAAUGAUUAUUUGUGGGUUGUAAAAUUUUAUUUGUGAAAUGAUGACAUAAUUAUGUUAAGUAUAAGCAAUUAGGAUAUGAUAGUUUGAAGAAUUAAUAUACCUUUGGCCAUAAUAUAUAUAUAUAUAGAUUAUAAGCUACCUCCAAAGUAAGGGUUUGUGUUUGAACUGCCUGACAAAGAUAUCUCAAAUGUGGCGGUCCGGUGUAAUUGUAGUAUGCUACAAUUAGCUGUCGUGGUUUGUGUCUGAACUACCUGAAAAAGAUAUCUCAAAUGUAAAGGUCCAGUGUAGGUAGUAUUAUACAAUAAGCUGUUGUGGUUUGUGUCUGAACUGCUUGAAAAGAUAUCUCUGAUGUGGUGGUCCAGGGUAGGUAGUAUUCUACAAUAAGCUGUUGUGGUUUGUGUCUGAACUACUUGAAAAGAUAUCUCAAAUGUAAAGGUCCAGUGUAGGUAGUAUUAUAUAAUAAACUGUCAUGGUUUGAACAUUGAACAACAUGAAAAAAUGAAUAUCUUGAGGUAGUUCUGACAAAAACAUGGCAGAAUAUUAUAAAAUAAAUUUAAGAAACAAGAAAGGAUGCAGGUGUUUGAAAAUAUGUUAAGUGUUUUUGCAAAGGACUCAUUGUGUGUAAAAGUAAUUUUGGUCAAAGUUAAUUCCCACUUAAAAUUUUCUUGAAAAGGAGUUCUUUCAUCUUUUUUCAUAUAAAAUAAUAAACUCAACUUGGUAUGCAAAUUUGCCAUUUCAAUGUUCAUUUACAUUUUUGAGAAAUGUUAUAUUCUGGCUUCAUUGAUAUGCUAAUCACAAUGCAUUGUUUCGUAUCGGAAUAUCAAUUUACUUGAAGAGACCCCGUCUCCAGUGGCGUAGCCAGCCCGACAAUUUGCUCCCGCCAUGCAAAUUCAAAAUUAUUAUCGUUAUUCAUUUCUUUAGAAAUUGAUUGUUUUCACAGUCAAUAAACACGAAAAUAUUUGCAUAGCGCGACUAAAUCGCCAGGUUGGCUACGCUACUGCCCGUCUCUCAAAAGUGUAAAUAAAUGUUCAAAUGGCAAUUUGCAUACAAAGUUCAGUUGGUCUAUUGGGCACGAAUAUAGCUAGCUGAAGGUCAAGGUCAAAUGGUUUUGUCAAGGUCAAGGUCAAAAUCUUGGAGUACAUACUUUAGUUUGGCAUUCUUAUAUAGACUGUUUAUCAAUUGAGAAUCAUCCCAUUAAAUUAAUAACAAGUUUCUCAGCUUCUCUGGACAAGAAAAAUUAUUUGGCAUUUAAGAUAACAAAAGGCACAGCACAAUGCUGCAUUAUGUGUGAACAGCUAUUCAUAUUUAAAAUGCAUGAAAUGUACCAGCAAAGUUUAUUGUUGGAUUAAACUAUAAAUGUCUCUUAAGGGCCACUGUUGGCAUUAUGCCAGCGUUACAGGUUGUGUAUUCACAUCUUGUCAGAAUGAUCUUUAGAAAUUGAUUUUGCCACCUGAGUUAGCUUGUUUAUAAAGACGUUAUGGUCAGUGGUCAUCAGUGGAUGAGGAAAGCAAUUCUAUUCUUGGCUUUCAAGUGGGAGGUCAUUCAUUGAAAAUUGAGGCCAACUAAAAUGACAAAGAACAAAAUGGCUGUCAACACAUCUUAUGUAAAUGAGUUUUCCAAUUUCUAUAAAAGCCAAUAUAAACAAUAUAAAAGCCGUCCUAUACCCUUGACAUAGACCCUUGACCCUCCAUGUGAUAUCAUAUGAAACCUGAGAAUACUGCAGUGCACCCAAAUGUGCCUUCUUAAUAAUAUAACUCCAUCUAAUACAAGAUGAUUUCAUUCAGCAAAGGAUGUGUCUAUCAACCCACAGAGUGCCAGGUGACUUGCUCUCCCUAGAUGAGUAAAAUCAUCUGAUGUUACACAGAGAAAAAUAAUAAAGUAGGGCACAAUGACACUUAUAAAUAAUAAACUGAUUAAGCUGCAAUGUACUUUCUUCGUUAACCAGACCAUCUCUUUAGCCACAAUUUGCGCUGAUCCUUGCCACUCUGUUAUUUUACUCUGCCUAAUGCCAGACCAUUUUCCUUGUCAAAAGGAGAGCACUGCUGCUCAAUGAGUUAACUAGACAAUCUCUUGGCCCUGAUCCUUGCCACUCUGUUAUUUUACUCUGUCUAACGGCAGAUGAUUUUAAAUGUGAUUUUUUCUAGUUCUGCGCUGGACACAGAAACAGGAGAGAAGGUCGCCAUCAAGAAAUUAAAUCGUCCUUUUCAAAAUGUCACUCACGCCAAGAGAGCUUACAGGGAGCUUGUCUUAAUGCAGCUCGUCAAUCAUAAAAAUGUAAUUCCGUUUUUAAGAAUAAAAUAAUUACUUGGCACAUAUAUAAGAGACCCACCAAGGGGUUAUGACCGACAGGCGACAUUCCUUAAAAAGAGGCGACAGACUAUCUAAAAAAGAGCAACAAACGACAGCUUCUGACUGGGAAAAAGCAACAAAUUGCGAUUUGUGUUAUGGGUCAAAAGUGACGGCGACAUUUAUUACAAUAAAACAAGCGACAAAGCAGCUACAAAAUGAGUGACAAGCGACCUGGGUUACACCCCUUGGUGGGCCUCAUAUAAAGCCUGGUUGACACUAUCAAACUUUGUGAUCACAGUAGGAAAAUUCUAGGUUUUGAAGGAUUUGUAAGAAUUGUUUGAGGGAGCUGACUUGGUGUUUAACAGCGAGUCAGUUUCCUCAAACAUUUCUUACAAAUCCUUCAAAACUUAGAAUUUACCCAUGCAAAAUUCCUACUGUAAUCACAGAAACUUUUAUAGUGUAAACCAGCUUUAGCAGAGUAUAAAAUUGAUGGACAAGAAAUGCAUGUCUUCAUUUUGUAAAAAUUUAGUUUUUCUUGUAGAUUGUUUCGUUGUUGAACGUGUUUACCCCACAAGACUGUCGUGAUGAGUUUACUGACUUGUAAGUUUAACUGUAUUUUGUAAGGGAGUUCUGGCAUUUGAAAAGGGAGUUCUGCUAUUUGAAAAGAGAGUUCUGCUAUUUGAAAAGGGAGUUCUGCUAUUUGAAAAGGGAGUUCUGCUAUUUGAAAAGGGAGUUCUGCUAUUUGAAAAGGGAGUUCCGCUAUUUGAAAAGAGAGUCCUGGCAUUUGAAAAGAGAAUUUUGCUAUUUGAAAGGGGAGUUCUGGCAUUUGUAAAGGGCAUUCUUGCGUUUGUCGAUACGUUACGACUUGCGAUAUGGUUGAAGUGGAAAUCGACCUUAACAUCUCAAUAUGGCUAAUGUGACGUACUUUUCGAAAACCCCGUCUGGAACGUGUUGUUGAUUGUGUUUCAAAUGCGUUCUAAGUUGCUUUCCCGUCGCGAAGCAGAACGCGUUCCGUGUCAAUUUAUGGAACGCAAAUGCAGUUGUUACAAUAUGCUUGCUAUAUAUUUCAGAUAUUUAGUGAUGGAGUUGAUGGACGCCAAUUUAUGUCAAGUCAUAUCAAUGGACUUAGACCACGAGAGAUUGUCGUAUCUUCUUUACCAGAUGCUGUGUGGAGUCAAGGUAAAACCUACAACACCUUCCAGUGAGAUGCCAAAAUCCCGAUUAAACCUACACAUCAUUUUUUGAUUGCUGCAUAUUGUGUUUCUUAUAUCUGUAGUAGAUAUACAGAACUCUAGUGUUUAGUUUUGUUUUUUAAUAUUUUUUUCCAUAGCAUCUUCACUCGGCUGGAAUUAUUCAUCGGGUAUGUUGCCACUUUGACUUUGCAUUCGAAGUAAAGCUUGUUUCUUUAAUGUUUCAUUUCUUUUCUUGUUGAACAGGAUCUGAAACCAAGCAAUAUUGUUGUCAAAUCAGAUUGUAGUCUCAAGGUAAGUCUUAAGCCUGUUCCUCAAUACGACGCAAGUAUAAGCAAACAGAAUGCUUUGAUGUUCUUUAUAUGCUUGUGUUGUUCUCAUUGUGUCCUCACUACAACGCAAUAUAAAGCACAAGCAACAACAUAAGCAACAACAUAAGUUAUUUUCUACAUUUCUAGAUUCUUGACUUUGGAUUGGCGAGAUCCGCUGGUUCAAAUUUCAUGAUGACGCCAUACGUGGUGACGCGAUAUUACCGCGCGCCCGAAGUGAUUCUUGGGAUGGGAUACAGUGAGAAUGUUGACUGCUGGUCAGUUGGUUGUAUCUUUGGCGAGAUGAUUCAAGGACAGGUCAUGUUUCCUGGCGUCGAUC